AUGGCGCUGGCCGUGGCGCUCGCCGUGCUGGCUUCCAUGGCCGCCGUGCCUCGGGGCCGCAGAGACGCCGCGGCCACCGUGGUGCGGACCAUCUUCGUCAAUCGGAACGGGAGCGCCGACUUCGAGUCCGUCCAGCACGCCGUCGACUCUGUCCCGUUCGGCAACGACCAGUGGAUCCGAGUUCACGUCGCCGCUGGCGUCUACAACGAGAAGGUGACCAUACCUCAGAACAAGAGCUUCAUCCUGCUGGAAGGCGAGGGGAGGCAGCAGACGUCGAUCGAGUGGGCGGACCACGCCGGCGGGGACUCGAGCACCGCCGCCUCGCCGACGUUCGCCGCGUACUCCGCCGACUUCAUGGCCCGCGACAUCACCUUCAAGAACUUGUACGGCGGGGACGGCGGGUUGUCGCCGGCGGUGGCGGCGCUGGUGUCCGGCGACCGGUCGUCGUUCUACCGGUGCGGCUUCGUGGGCGUCCAGGACACGCUGGGCGACAUGGGCGGGCGGCACUACUACGAGGGCUGCUACAUAUUGGGCGCCAUGGACUUCAUCUUCGGCGACGGCCAGUCCAUCUUCCAGGGCUGCGACAUCCGGACGGCCCCGACGCCGGUGUCGCCCGGGUUCAUCACGGCGCAGGGCCGGCAGAGCGAGGCGGACACGAGCGGCUUCGUGUUCAGGGGCUGCACCGUGCGGGGCGACACGCCGGCGUACCUGGGCCGCGCCUGGCGGCGCUACGCCAGGGUCAUCUUCUACCGGACCGACAUGUCCGGCGUCGUCGUCGGCCAGGGAUGGGACGCCUGGAGCUACAAGGGCAUGGAGGACACGCUGACGAUGGUGGAGGCAGGGUGCACGGGGCAGGGGUCCAACCGGACGGAGCGGGCGCCGUGGACCAAGGCGUUGAGCGACGGCGAGCUCGCAAAGUUCGUCGACCUCUCCUACAUCUCCGGCGACGGCUGGCUCGACGCGCAGCCACGGUAGUCAGUCAGCCAGCAAUAACGAUGACAAAUUUACUGGUCGGGUUGUGUC
Panicum virgatum (switchgrass) is the source of this 1023-nucleotide messenger RNA. Its product is annotated as probable pectinesterase 55. The coding region runs from base 1 to 975 and encodes 324 amino acids. NCBI's taxonomy places the organism in Eukaryota, Viridiplantae, Streptophyta, Magnoliopsida, Poales, Poaceae. The record is from RefSeq and is a predicted model, not a curated record. Gene Ontology annotation, molecular function: pectinesterase activity. The transcript is spliced from 4 exons. Gene Ontology annotation, biological process: cell wall modification.